GUUAAAAUUAACAACAUUGUGCCGGGAACAAAAAUUAUAUUCAAUGGAAUUCACAUUUAAACUGACAUUUCUUGAACGUUUGAUGGGUAUAUUUAUGCAAACCAGACCACAGCUAUUAUAUUUUUGUUAUAUCAAGAUUUGACAAAACUUUGACUUAUAACUUACAAAUGAAAUGCAGCAGUGAUGGUUCCCUUUUUAUUUAAAAAAAAAAUACAGUUGCCUUAACAAUUACAAAUUAAUAAAAAUUAUACUUUGUUUGAGGACUUUUUUUAUGAAAUCAUGUCGGCUAUUACAAUUUCUGCAAAAAAAUUAUUUGAAGCGUACAAAACUUGGGUUAGCGAGAAUCCUCAAACCGUUGGCGAUUUUGAGACGACUUUUAAAUGGGCUUCAUACUUUUUGGCUGGAAGAAUUUCAAAUUCAUCAAUCACAACUGAAUUAAUUUACUCAUUAUCAAAUUUGCUGGCAUUACUAAACGACAGAAUAAUCGAAAAAGCAAUGUGUGUAAAUCCUUUAGUCAACGAUGUGGUCUAUAAAAUGAAAUUGAUGUUGACUACUUUGGAGUUUUGUGAAGUUUUUAUAGAAAUUACAGCAAACAAAUUAUGGGGACAAAAAGGACGCUGGUUUUUUAUUACCAUUAUCCAAAUAACAAAAUCAAUUGGAAGAUUUUACUUGCUUCAAAAAUCCAGGAACUGUAUUAUAACAACACCUCCUAUAUCAGCUUUAGACCGAAAGAACGUUAAUAAAUCUAUUGAAGAAAAUGAUCAAGUUGGUGAAAUUGAAGGCUCAAAAUUUUUUAAACUCCGAUCUGGAAAGGUUAUUCGAAGAAUAAAUGGCGCACCUCCACCAAAUGAAAGAGAUUUUACUACGCCUGUAUAUUUUGAUCCACAUAGAAAGAAAAAAAUUUUAUCUAAGGCUGAGAGUUUGUUUAUUGCGAAGCCAAUUUUACACCUUGGUACUAUUGGCUUAUUUGGUUACAAGUCAUGGAAGAGUUAUGGUGUAGCAUUAAUUCUGGAUAUAGCUAGCAUUCGUAUUUAUUACGAAAACAGACAUUUGCUUACAGAUAAACAAAAGUUAAUACUAAGCAGAAGAUGUGUCAAUCUACUUUUAUAUUUAGUUAAAUCUCCUUUUUAUGAAAGUAAAGCACAGUAUUGUAUAAAUAAAAUUUUGAAAGGCGCCGCACAUUCAAUUCCAUUUGCCAAAUCUAUUUGCACUCCGAUAUUGCAAUACAUUCCACAUUGGCAAGAAACAUACUUUUACAUGUGGUCAACAUAAUUUAUCAGUUUUAUAAUCAUUUUAUUUCACGUUUUUAUAUGUAAUGGGUUGGUUUUUACAUUGUUUUACAUUUUCGUUGGACAGACAAAUGUUUUUGAUAAAUCAUGUAAAUUAACAUUAAAAUUAAAUUUUAUGUUAAAUUUCAUUUUAAAAAGUAUAAAAUAAAUUUUCUCAUUAAAAUUAAGAUUUAUCAAAAUAAAAAA
Messenger RNA from Condylostylus longicornis, 1475 nucleotides. RefSeq names its product peroxisomal membrane protein PEX16 (gene Pex16). The transcript is spliced from 4 exons. The coding region runs from base 280 to 1272 and encodes 330 amino acids. The record is from RefSeq and is a predicted model, not a curated record. Lineage: Eukaryota; Metazoa; Arthropoda; Insecta; Diptera; Dolichopodidae. Gene Ontology annotation, biological process: peroxisome organization. Gene Ontology annotation, cellular component: peroxisomal membrane.